This is a messenger RNA of Pocillopora damicornis (cauliflower coral), 2068 nucleotides long. Its product is annotated as adhesion G protein-coupled receptor L4-like. NCBI's taxonomy places the organism in Eukaryota, Metazoa, Cnidaria, Anthozoa, Scleractinia, Pocilloporidae. The record is from RefSeq and is a predicted model, not a curated record.
AUGGCCGUAGCAAUGGCUCCAAACCCAGACAAGCUGCAAGAAAAUGUCGUCUUAAAGUUCAGAAACCUGGAUGUAAAAGCAAGAUCAAAAUUAGUCGAUAAAGGGGAGAAGAAAUGCAUGUUUUGGAGUGGCCUCAGCGAGAGUUCAGAAGAGUUCUCAGGGAGAGGAUGCUAUGUGGUUACAUCGAAAAGCAACUCAGAAGAAACAGUUUGCAGCUGCAGUCAUUUCUCUCAUUUUGCUGUCUUAGUUACCUACGAUAGUAUUCCAGGGCUUACGGCCGAGGACGAGACUAUUCUGCAAAUUAUCACCAAAGUGGGAUUAGGCUUUUCCAUCACCGGAAUACUUUUGACAGUUAUUGUGUAUUCCUUCAUCACAGAUGUUCGAAAGCCUCUUUCUCAAAUAAGAUUGAGUCUUUCUGUGUCACUCGGAGCUGGUCAAAUAAUCUUUCUCGCCGGUAUAAAGGUCACAGAGAACACAGCUUCCUGUGUUACAGCAGCAGCUCUCUCGCAAUAUUUCCUGAUGGCCGCUUUCUGUUGGAUGAUGGUCGAGGGAGUUUAUCUUUAUCUGUUUGUUGUGAAAGUUUAUAACAUUGGCGAAAAGAUGCACACGUAUCACGUCAUCUCAUGGGGUUUUCCGAUCGUCAUGGUAGGCCUUUCACUGAGCGUUGCGGCUGGAAAAGAUGGAAUUCAAAGUUAUACCAGUGACAAAUGUUGUUGGCUGUCCUCGACUAACAACUUGAUCUGGAUAUUCGUCGCAUUUGUGGCGCUCAUUGAAGUUUUCAACAUUUUGAUACUCAUCCUGGUCGUUAAAGAGAUGACCACAUUAGCGCAGCCAAUGGUGGAAGACAAGCGCUUCCGGCAGAUACGUCUUGGCAUUAAAACAUGCGCGGUGAUGGUGCCACUGCUGGGUGUCACGUGGUUAUUUGGUCUUUUGUUACCCUUACACAAAGCUUUCGCCUACAUUUUCACCAUCUUAAACUCCACUCAGGGUUUCCUGAUUUUCGUCCUUCACUGUGUGCGAAACAGACAGAUUAGAGAGCGAUUGAAGAGGAGGAUGAACACCAUUUUUCCACAUGCAGACGAUGGAAACUUUACAAAGAAGGGCUCACAUGUUAAUGUAGGUGGUGCCGGAAAUGUGUGGACAGUUGAAUUGCAGUCUUUUAAUAACUGAAGAAUAGCACUUAACUUGAGUAAUUCAACCGACUUUUAGCUGUAGUCAAUCACAUAGUGUGAUCGUCAAGGCGAAGGUAUAUCUUCAAUUGAGCUUGUUCAGGAUCGAAAUGUCAGCAAAGUCAGGCCUUCUGCGCCAUUAGUAAGUCAGUAUAACAAUGUUUUGAACAAGUCGUGGUGUAGUGCUAGUAUUUGUUGAAAAAAGUUUGCACAAAGGAGGGCAGUGAAUGGUACCCUAGCAAAUUGUAAGUCUCGCGAAGUAUUAUCCGAUCACGAAAUCACGGCUCAAAGUCUAGCAUUUUUUCAAUAGGCCAUAUUCUCUUCUAAAAGAUAGUUAGAAUUUCUUGAAGCCAACACUGUGGGCGACGAAAAACCGCCCAGGGGCCCAUGUGUGAAUAGUGUUGAUGCGACUUCAAUGAUUAAAAUUAAUACCCCAUCCACACCAGCAAAACAUGUUUUAGCUACACCAGGUUUAACUGAACAAAAAUACGAAUCUGAGAACUGCAAAUUUGAAUUUUAUAAAGGAUUUAAGCAGUCAAUAACUUGUAUUUUCAAUGUGCUAAAUUUGAAGCCGACGAACAUCGUUUUAAGCAGCUUAAACUGUUUUUAACGAAAUAGCAUUAAAACAUGCUCAAGCGUUGGGUGAAUGUGGUAUAAGAUAAUAACAAGGAGUUAGUAUUUUAGUAGCUUUUAAGUUGUUUAGUUUCAGUCCCGGUUCUUUUUUUUUUUUUGAAAAAACUCACGUUGUUUGUGCGAGUCACGAAAUUCAUUAGUUGCCGCUAUAUAACUUAAUGUGUUUGGAAAAGUUAUUCGCUGAAAUUUGUUGAUCGUGAUGAUAAUGCCUUUACCAUUAGAUGUAGAUUAAAGAGAUGAACUUAAAAUUCUGGACAAAAUUUAGA